UCCCCUCAUCUCCAUCUCUCCUCCCUCUCCGCCGCCCUCCCUCCCUCCCCUCCUCCCUGUGUGUCUCUCUGUUCAAGGAGGGGAGACUCCCUCCCGGGCCUCCCGAGUCCCGGACCCCCAAGCCGGUCCCCCCAAGGGGGAGCAACAGCGAUCCCGGGGGCCGUGAGGGUCGGAGAGGUUGGGAGAUAAGGGGGGGAGGGGGGAGAUAAGGGGGGAGAGGGAAGCGCCGGAGAUGGAGAGAGACGGCGGCGUGGUGUGUUGCGGGUGGCUCAUCAAGUCUCCCCCCGAGAGGAAGUUACGCCGGCCAUUUGCGUGGCGGCGCCGCUGGUUCGUACUGCGCCAGGAGGAGCUGCUGUAUUUCCGCAAUGACCGCGCACGCAAGCCGAUCCGUACCAUCCCCCUCUCCGCCUGCCUGCAGGUCGACUCUGGCCUCGCCUUCAGCAAGGAUGGGGCUAAGGGCAGCUUUGUGUUUGACGUACGCACGGAAGCACGCACCUUCUACCUGGUGGCCGAGAGCGAGGAGGAGAUGGUGGCCUGGGUCCGUGCGCUCUGCUCCCUCUGCGGCUUCAAUGAAACUGCACAGGGGAACGAACUGGAGGCCGGAAACCAAACCGGCCAAUCGGACGCCGGACCCCAGGCCCCACCCUCCCAGCCGCCACACCUUGCCGAGGGCACGCCCAUCUCCUUGCAGCCAACGGCGACGCAGCCUGAGGCCACGCCCCCACUCCACCGGUCAAUGGGAGCCGGGGGAGGCAGGGUCAACGGGCAUCGCUUGGGCAACGAGGAGCCCAAUGGCUACCUGUGUCUGUACGACUGUGAGAGCCGGAUCCCUGACAAUCUGCAAAGUGAUGUUUCCGAUCAACUCUACUCCGUGCCGCGCCGCUAUAACCUGCCAGCGACAUCACCACCGAGCCCCACCCAGGACGUGCCGUCAUCACUGCCAUCUCCCACCCAGGAAGUUACAUCACAGCCUGAAGGGACAUCUCCACCCCCAUCGCGGUCUGAUCCUGACCAAGAAGCUAUGUCACCCCCAAAGACAGGGAGCUCACAGGAAGUGACAUCGUCAUCACGGCUCUCCUUUCAGUGCUACGACAUCCCACCUCCUCCUUGCCAGGUGGCGUCAGGCUUCUGCGGAAAGCUUUGGACAAAUUCUGGAUCUCGUGAUUCAAAGGAUGCGGCUGAAGAAGAGGUGGGGUUCGACUGCUACGAUGUGCCGAAGGGCUGGGACAGUCCGAAGCCCGGACCCAAGAACCGCCAGGACCUGAGCCCCCCGGAGAAUUACGUAGCCAUGGAGACCAGCAGUCGGUCCCCAUCACGCUCUGUCACUAUGGAGACCUGUGGGCGAUCUGUCACCCUGGAUACUAGCAGCCGGUCCUCAUCACGCUCUGUCACCAUGGAGACCGGCGGGCAUUAUGUCGAGAUCAGCAGUCGCUCCCACUCGCGCUCCGUCACCACGGAGACGAGUGGACGCUGGUCUCCGCUGCCUGCCGGAUCUGGCUCCGUGUUUGGAUCUACAUCAGCUACUGCUACGAAACCCGGAACGGAGGUUGGACUAGAUGGGGCCGGAGGGGGCCCUGGGGGACGGAGGACAGGGGCCAUGCGAGCGAGCAGCGUGGGGACGCGCGGGGCUGCGCUCGGGGGGGUCGUGCCCCCGCCGGCCCACAUUGGGUUUAGGAGCAACCCCAGCACACUGGAGGGCGGGUCGCCACGCACACCGCGCGCCCUCCAAUCGCCGCGCACGCCACGCGCCCUCCAAUCACCGCGCUCGCCACACUCGCCCCGCACGCCACGAACUCCACAGACACUCCAGGAGGGACCGCCAGUCAACAGGGAACUAAAGCCCAACCGGUCAGGCCGGAGGCCACCCCCCCUCGCACUCCAGUCCGGGAUUGGUGAAAAUGGAGAUCUCCCCCCGCCAGAACCCUCCCCCAUCACCAAGACUUUCACACGCCCUGGCUCGCUCCGUUUGGCUGGGCCGCCGCAGCCACGCCCCCCAUCCAUACAUAGUUCCGCCUCCAGCUCCGACUCUCACGAUGAUGAAGAGGAUGAGAGCUACAUGGCCAUGCAGCCCCCGAAGGAACACAACCUGCAAUAUCUGGAUCUAGACCUGGGAAGAUCGGAUACUGCACCGAGCACGGCGAGUACCCGGGCGCUGGAGGAUCGUGUGCACUACGUGGAGCUCGACGAUCGCAGAACACGCGCUCUGCAGGACACACAGCGGGCUUGGAGCCACAGCCGGGCCCCAGGACCCACAGGGAACCCCGCCCCCUAACGCACACACAGGCUCUCUGAUCCUCAUACACAGAGGUCCCCCUUCACAACUCCCCCCCCUUCUCCCCCAAUAA
This is a messenger RNA of Petromyzon marinus (sea lamprey), 2345 nucleotides long. Its product is annotated as GRB2-associated-binding protein 1-like. Gene Ontology annotation, biological process: signal transduction. Gene Ontology annotation, cellular component: cytoplasm. Gene Ontology annotation, molecular function: signaling adaptor activity. NCBI's taxonomy places the organism in Eukaryota, Metazoa, Chordata, Hyperoartia, Petromyzontiformes, Petromyzontidae. The record is from RefSeq and is a predicted model, not a curated record.